Messenger RNA from Carlito syrichta (Philippine tarsier), 3320 nucleotides. RefSeq names its product zinc finger protein 227 (gene ZNF227). Gene Ontology annotation, cellular component: nucleus. Gene Ontology annotation, molecular function: RNA polymerase II cis-regulatory region sequence-specific DNA binding; DNA-binding transcription activator activity, RNA polymerase II-specific. Bases 227 to 2620 code for a protein of 797 amino acids. The record is from RefSeq and is a predicted model, not a curated record. The transcript has 7 exons. Gene Ontology annotation, biological process: regulation of transcription by RNA polymerase II. Lineage: Eukaryota; Metazoa; Chordata; Mammalia; Primates; Tarsiidae.
ACUUCCGCCCCGAGAAGGCGAGGCCGCCACCAUCUUUUCGGUCCGGGAGUUACAAGACAAAGGGACUCCUGGUUCUCAGAGCUUCCCAUCUGCUCAUUUAAUCCUUGGGACAACUCUAUGAGUUAUGUCUUCUCAGAACUCUGACCUUCCCCAGAAGGAGCAGAAGAAAAUGACCAAGUUUCAGAGCACUGUGUGAGGACGGAGGUGAUUUUUCUGCAUUGGAAACAUGAAGAAACAGGAGGCAGUGACAUUCAAGGAUGUGGCUGUGGUCUUCACCAGGGAGGAGCUGAGGCUGCUGGACCUUGCCCAGAGGAAGCUGUACCAAGAUGUAAUGGUGGAGAAUUUCAAGAACAUGGUCGCAGUGGGACAUCUUCUCUUCAAACCAGAUAUGGUAUCCCAGUUGGAAGCAGAAGAAAAGCUUUGGAUGAUGGAAGCAGAAGCCCAAAGAAGUGGGUAUUCUGAUGAAAACUACGUGGCUGGCCUUUCAGGAAACAAGAAUCAACAUGAGAUGGAGACCCUUCGAAAAUUUGCAUUCAAAUACUUUUCACAUGAAGAGCUAUCCUGCUGGCAAAUCUGGAAACAGGUUGCAAGUGAAUUAACCAGGUGUCUUCAGAGAAAGAGUUCUCAAUUCCUGCAAGGUGACUCUGCUGAGGUUUCUGAAAAGGAGAACAAUAUAAUGAAUCAUAAAGGAGAUAGCUCUAUUUAUAAUAAAAAUCAAGAGUUUUCGAUUUUAAGAGCCCGGGAUUCUUGCAGGAAUACAUAUCUGAGUGAGUCACAGAAUCAGAGUAGUAGAGGUCAACAAAUUGACAUGAAAAAUACCUUGCAUAUUUGUGAAGACUUCAUGAAGAAAUCACCAUUGAGUGAGCAUAUUAAAACUGACACAAAACAGAAACCCUACAAAUGUAACGAGUGUGGCAAAAGCAUUAGUGAUGAUUUCAAACAGCAGUUACUCUUAGGAGAGAAACUCCAUCCAUGUGGUGAGGGUGGAAAGGGCUUCAGUUAUAGCUUAGUACGUCCCCUCCAUCAGAAUGUUCACAUAGGAGAAAAAUGCUUCAAUCAAAGCUCACAUCUGCAAACUCAUCAGAGAAUUCACCAAGGAGAAGAACUCGAUAGAUGUCAUGAAUCUGGUGAUUGCUUCAAUAAGAGCUCUUUUCAUUCUUAUCAGUCUAAUCAUACAGGAGAGAAGUCCUAUAGAUGUGAUAGUUGUGGCAAGGGAUUCAGUAGCAGCACAGGUCUUAUCAUUCAUUACAGGACUCAUACUGGAGAAAAACCUUACAAAUGCAAGGAAUGUGGAAAAUGCUUUAGUCAAAGUUCAAAUUUUCAAUGCCAUCAGAGAGUUCACACUGAAGAAAAACCAUACAAAUGUGAAGAGUGUGGUAAGGGCUUCGGUUGGAGUGUUAAUCUCCGUGUUCAUCAGAGGGUCCAUAGGGGUGAGAAACCUUAUAAAUGUGAGGAAUGUGGUAAGGGCUUCACUCAGGCUGCACAUUUUCACAUACAUCAGAGAGUCCACACUGGGGAGAAACCAUACAAAUGUGAUGUGUGUGGUAAGGGCUUCAGUCACAAUUCACCGUUAAUAUGCCAUCGGAGAGUCCACACUGGAGAGAAGCCAUACAAAUGUGAGGCGUGUGGGAAAGGCUUUACACGGAAUACAGAUCUUCAUAUCCAUUUCAGAGUUCACACAGGAGAGAAACCCUAUAAAUGUAAGGAGUGUGGGAAGGGCUUCAGUCAGGCUUCAAAUCUUCAAGUCCAUCAGAAUGUCCACACUGGGGAGAAACGAUUCAAAUGUGAAACGUGUGGAAAGGGCUUCAGUCAGUCCUCAAAGCUUCAAACCCAUCAGAGAGUCCACACUGGAGAGAAACCAUACAAAUGUGAUGUGUGUGGUAAGGACUUCAGUUAUAGUUCAAAUCUUAAACUACACCAAGUAAUUCACACUGGAGAAAAACCAUAUAAAUGUGAGGAGUGUGGGAAGGGCUUCAGUUGGAGAUCAAAUCUUCAUGCCCAUCAGAGAGUUCACUCAGGAGAGAAACCCUAUAAAUGUGAGGAGUGUGAUAAGAGCUUCAGUCAGGCCAUAGAUUUUCGGGUACAUCAGAGGGUCCAUACUGGAGAGAAACCAUACAAAUGUGGUGUAUGUGGUAAGGGCUUCAGUCAGUCCUCUGGUCUUCAGUCCCAUCAGAGAGUCCACACUGGGGAAAAGCCAUACAAAUGUGAAGUGUGUGGAAAGGGCUUUAGAUACAGUUCACAGUUUAUAUACCAUCAGAGAGGCCACACUGGAGAAAAACCUUACAAAUGUGAGGAGUGUGGGAAAGGCUUUGGUAGGAGCUUGAAUCUUCGCCAUCAUCAGAGGGUCCACACAGGAGAGAAGCCCCACAUAUGUGAGGAGUGUGGUAAGGCCUUCAGUCUCCCCUCAAAUCUUCGAGUCCAUCUGGGUGUUCACACCAGGGAAAAACUCUUUAAAUGUGAAGAAUGUGGUAAAAGCUUCAGUCAGAGUACACGUCUUCAAGCCCACCAGAGAGUCCACACUGGAGAAAAACCAUACAAAUGUGACAUAUGUGAUAAAGACUUCCGUCACCGUUCACGUCUUACAUAUCAUCAGAAAGUCCAUAGUGGCAAAAAACUCUAGAAAUGAGUGUAUUAUUGACUUUUGUCUCAAUGUACAUCUUCAAGUUUUUGGAGUCUAUACUGGUGAUAAGCCCAAUGAGAUAUUGAAAGUGGAAGAGAAUUUCUUCAGACUCAGAAUCUUUCUAAAAAAUUCAUCAAAAUGAUGACAUAGAACCGUAGUAACAGGAAUAGAACCCGUAUUUAGAGGAGGAAUAAAGAUAUAUGCCCCUCUUGGUAAGAUCCAAUUAAUAUAAAUGAUCAUCUUUCAAUGUGAAUGUAUGCCUGAAGAUAAUGUGUGAAAGGAUAUUUGCCAUAUGCCAAUUAGUGUUCUGUUUUUGGUCAGGGAGGGUUUUGGAUUCUUUUUCCUUUAACUUUUAUACUUACAGUGACUUUACUAAAGCUGUAAAGCCAUGAAAAUUGAUUAAAAUUACUGACUAAAAAGUUCCUGUAGCUAAGAACUCAUAAUAUGAUUAUUAUGGCAUAUAGGGCUAAAAUUAAGGAACAAAUCUCUGGAGAUGAAUCUUUGAUCUUCAAAAGUAAAUAUGUGCCCCAGAUAUAUAUAAAAGGAUGCUCAAUGUAUCAUUGUUUUAAUAGCAAACAUAGAAAUAAUCAGCUGGAUUGCCAAAGUAUUUUGUGGUUUACCAAUUUGGUGGGACACUAUGCAGACAUCAAAUGGGAAAAGGUAAAUUUUUAGCUAUGGACAUUGAAAGACGUUAAGAAAA